GCCAGUCGGAUGCUGUUGCUCGAGUGGUGCGGUUGUGCACGAGAGCGAGCUCUCUCUCUGUCAUCUCGUUCUACCUCGCUGCAUCGCGCGUUCGUCAUAGCACACGCACUAUUUUCUCUCGUUCUUUUUUUCUUUUCUUUUGUUCUUUCCGUUUAUUUCUUUCUCGUUUCCUUUUUUUUUUUUUUUCAAAAGAAGAAGUCGAGAAUAUUUAUCGCGAAAAGGAAGAUUAAAAAAAAGAUGUGUAGUUGUAUUUAACGAAGAAGAAGAAGAAGAAGAAGAAGAAGAAGAAGAGAAAGAAAGAAAAAGAGAAUAAAAAAAAAAAAUAAUAAUAAUAAAGAAAGAGUUCGCGCGCGCGCGCGCGCGCGUGCGUGUGUGUGUAUGUGUACAUGUGUGUGCCAAUUUAUAAUACCGAUAAAAUAUCGACUACAACGAGACAUUACUAUCCACUACUACGCUAUUACAUUAUUACACUAUUAUUAUUAUUAUUAUUAUUAUUAACACGAAUAAGAGAGACUACAGUGUCAAUGGAAACAGUGUUGUAUCGUCAAAAGGGUGUUCUUCAAUGUUGAAGAUUUUCUACGGAUAUAUACGUCAAGUGUAUCAUUCUUUUGUGGGCCUCCCUCUUACCCACCCUCUUCUCUCAUCCACCCCCAACGAUACUCAUCUAUUAUUUCCUAUUUUUCCUCCCUCUCUCUCUCUCUCUCUCUCUCUCUCUCAUUCUUUAUUUUACUCACCUUUUUCGACCCACUACCCACACAAUGAUGAUACCGGCUUCUACUACAUCUCUACUACUACUACUACUACUAGUAUUAUUAUUGCUGUCGCUGUCGCUGUCGCUGCUGCUGCUAAUGCUGUUCUUCUUCUUUCCAUUUGCUAAAAUUCGAGCCCUUCGUCAUCACAGAGAAAAUAUAUCCAGACAAAUUAUCCUUAGGAUCACGGGGAUACAUAUAUAUAUGUGUAUAUAUAUAUAUAUAUAGAAUAAACGCAUAGACGAAGACGAGAAGACAAGAGAUUUAAAAAAAAAAGAAGAAAGAGAGAGAGAGAGAGAGAGAGAGAGAGAGCAAGAAAAAGAAAAGAAAAGAAAAGAAAAGAAAAGAAAAGAAAAGAAAAUGAACAAAGUUGGUUCCUGAGAGAUUAAGAACCGUGGCUGGCGAAGGUGAUCCUUCCGGUAGGAAGGGAAGGAAAAAUAUAGAAAUUGAUAGUAAAAGAAGAAAAUUAAGGGACGAGGUUCUCCUUAUCCUCGUUGGCUUACGAUUUAGUGAUCGUAAGUGGAGUUUUUGUUUUUCAACGGGUCGACGAAGGUGGAAGGAGGAAGACUGGCCGAGGACGAGCAGAAGGAGACGGAGAAAAAGAAGAAGAAGAAAAAAAAAGGAAAAGGUGAAUGAGGAGAGUUACACGAUCGUUCUAACACGAGUAUGAUCGGUAUAACUCGAAGAAAUUGGGCUUUGCGCCUAUCGGUGGUGCUCAACGUUUGCGUACUACUUUACGUGUGCGCCCAUUUUGGUUCCUCUUCCGGUCCUUGGAUCGAAGAAUCACCAACCAAUUGGGCUGCCGCAGCACCACCGGCUAUAGCUCCACCUGUGGCGGCACAAGCAUCACGAUCAAAAAAUUCGAUUAUACAAGAGGAUGUUAGUGGCGUUGCCGGUGGUGCUGGUGCAGCAACCAUUGCUGAUAGAUCGUCAGUCAAUCGUCUUUCGAAUGGUACUCUGAUCUCUGCCCUUUCUUCAUUCUUCUCAUCUUCCUCCUCCUCGUCUUCUUCUUCAUCUUCAUCAUCUUCUUCUUCUUCUUUAUUAUCACCUGCCCCAUCCUCUUCAACGAACAAAAGAAACAAGAAGAAAGGUCUACCGAACAAAAUGAUCGGAGGGAUCGUCACUAUGAAACCUACCUCGAAGGAGGCCAAGGUCAAAAUACUCGACGAUACGAUUGGACGAGACGGUCAUGCUGGCAAUCGUACGAAAAAUAUUAAUGAACCGGCACCAGCACCAAUACCACAACCAGCUGCCAAUCUGAAGGAAGCCAUAUCUUGCAACGAAAAAUCAUUAGAACCUAGACGAGCCCAACGUGGAGAUUAUUGGGUUCUAUAUAAUUACGUACCUAUGAGUAUGAAGGUGAAAUGUUGGGAAAGCGUAACUUACACCACUCAUGCCGACUACACCUUCCUGGAUAACUUGGAACCAUUGUUGGAACGUUGGAGAGCACCGAUAUCGAUCGCGAUGCAUGCUCCUGGCACAGACUUUUCGGCGACUUUAGACGCAAUCAAAUACUCAAGGAGCUGUGGUAGUCCAUUGGUUUUUCAACUGGUGACAUUUCAUGUCUUUUUUAGCAGUAAACACGUGCCAAAAUUGGUUCCGCCAUCGGAAAAAGUUAUGUCUGAUACGUACAACUGUACGUUGGGACCACCCUGGGUCAAUAUAACACUUUCGAAGAUGUACAAAAACGAGAAGAAACUUCUUUAUCCAGUUAACGUUGGAAGAAACAUAGCAAGAGAAUCAGCACCGACUUAUUAUGUUUUUGCCAGCGACAUAGAAUUAUAUCCGAGUCCAAAUCUUCCGGAAAAGUUUCUUGAAAUGAUUCGCAAGAGAGAUCAAGCAGCAUUGCAAAAAUCUAAUCCAAAGGUUUACGUCUUGUCUAUAUUCGAAGUUAACGAAAAGUAUCGACCACCGAACAAUAAAACUCAUUUGGUACAAAUGUUAAAAGCAGGAACAGCUAUUCCAUUUCAUAAGAAGCUUUGUUCCGGUUGUCACAACGUUCCACGUAGCAAGGAAUGGCAGGAAGCUCCUGAAACCGAAGGUCUUCAUGUAUUUCACGUUGGAAAACGUACGGGUAGCUUCGUUCAUUGGGAACCUAUUUUUAUAGGAACUAACGAAGAACCUUUGUACGACGAACGACUCAGCUGGGAAGGAAAAAGUGAUAAGAUGCCGCAGGGUUACACUCUCUGUGUCCUCGAUUACGACUUUCUCAUUUUGGACAACGCAUUUUUGGUACAUCGUCCUGGUAUAAAGAUCUUUAAAAAAGAUCCUCAUCGUGAAAUGCUCACUGCUAAGACGAACGCAUUGAUCAAGAAAAUUAUCGUACCAGAAUUAAAAAUCUUGUAUGGUGCAAGAAAAGGAUGUGCUGUCUAGCCUCUACCACCAUGAGCGCUUAGCGCUCUAUACGGACACAAAACAAGUAAACCCAUAUUGACUAGUUCGCUAAUUUAAGAACUACCAUUUGAUCUUAAUGUUUCUACGCCGAUUAUCUAGACACAAUUUAAGCGUGUUACUAAAGAUCAUUAAAAAAGUUAAACAUGUUCCAUGAAUCGUGCCAAUUCAAUGAUAAAUUAUCAAAGAUCCAAUAUCAUCGUUUGUCAUUAACGUUUCUCUAAGGUUUUUCUAAAGUUAAAAAAGUGAAAAAGGACAACAAAAUGAUAGAUUCAAAUCGAUAGAGACUGUUACAAAGACAUAAUAUAAAUUCGUCGACUGAAAACUGGAUUUGUCAAUUAAAUUAAUUUAAACAAUUGAUAUUAAUUUUAACAAUUACUUCAUGUUCAUUGAUGACUAAUCUAUCGAAAGUAAUAAUUAACAAAUAUCAUUCUCUCGUUAAAAAAUUUUUUGAAAUAAUAAGUUAAUAUCGCCAAGAUAAUAGAUAAAUAUAGAUAUGAUAAAUAUUAUCAAGGUAAAGUCAACAGACAGAAAUUUUUUUUUUUUUUCUUUUUUAUCAAGUUAUAUAACAACUUCAUAUGCGUUAACAACGUUCACUUUAGAAAAACCUUUUAAUAUCCUUAAUAUAUUUGCAUAUAUAUAUUUCUUUGGAAUCAUUCAUUUUCUCAUACAUAUUUCAAAUGGUCGCGCACGAUGUAUUUUAUAAGUAUUCCAAGAAAAUAAUGUAUAUGAUGUUUUAUAUAAGUUUCAAUCUUCGAUCGUCGAAGAAUAAGAGUAACAACAAUAACAACAACAACGUUUACAAUUCGUAUAAGAAUAUUCUACUCUUACGUCAAUGUGUAUCAACCUACAUAAGUACACUUCGCAUAUAAUGGACACUGAGAAUCGAAUAGACUUUCGCUGAUUGCUUUGAUCGAUCUGUUACUAAAUCGUCGUUGUUGAGCGUGUCUCUAAAAGUAUCAUAACACGACAAUAUCUUUCUUCUCUCUAGCCACGAUUAUUUUAAUAUUAGAACUACCGACGUAUAUUUUCAAAUUGAUGGAUAUUAACAACAUUCAUUAAUUUGAUUUGAUGAUUACUUGAGGGAGAAAAUUCAUUAAUUUGUUUGAUUAUAUUAAUCGAAGGAAACAAAAAAAGAAGAUUUUGAUUUUUAAUGAUUAAGUUUUGUGUAUAAUUAUUAAAAAAAAAAAAAAAUAAAUAAAUGACUGAAAAAUAAAUGAUUUUAAUUAUGUCGGUAGUCUUAAUAUUAAAAAUUUUGAAAAACUUGUUUUUCACACGCAACGUAUCAAUAUACAGAUAAAUAAAUGAGAUUAUAUUGUUAACUUUCAAGUCAUAUUUCGAUCGAAAGAUUAUAAUCUAAGCUACGUUAUUCAAACUUUAUAUAUCACUUCAAUCAAAUGAUACUUCAAACGGAUGCACAGGCGAUUUCUCUAUAGUUAAAUUAUAUAUGAACAAAAUAGCCAAACAUAUUUGAAUCGAGGAAGCGUUUAUACUUAUACAAAGUAUUUGUAAAUUGAAGAAAGUCACUGUCCAAGACUGAGAAAUAUUUGAUAACAAUUUUCUAGAAACAGAGUUGUGGUAGUCGUUCGGUGAAAUAAAACAAAAUGGAAGAUCAAUUAUUUGAAAUGUGUUAUUAAAAAAAAAAAGAGAGAGAGAAAGAUUCACAUCUUGUAUCAUACCAUUCCGUUUUUCUUAUCAUUAACGAACCCAACUGGUGCUUCCACGAUGAACUUGAUUUAUAUCAGUGUUCGAAGUAAACAUUUUUUAUUAUUGGUGGUAUGUCAAUAAUUGCUAAAGGGUAUGACGUACACAUGUAUUCACGCAUAUAUCUAUACUCACUACAUUUUUAUCAUUUCAAAUGAUUAAGAACAAAUAUAAUAGAGGUUUACUAUCUGAAAACCUUCAUUUCUUGCAUUUACAAAAAAUAAAUUAGCCUACAAAAUUAAAUCAAAGAUAUUUCAAGUUAUACGGUAUGAUCCAAUAUAUAUGUAGAAUAUAUAUUAAAUAUCAUUAACUUCUUUUAUUUACUUUAUAGUCAAAUAGAAUGAGAUUAAGUCAAGAAAGAGAUAUUAAGUUAAAUUUUUUAAUCUUAUAAGUUUGUAGAAUAAUAUAUAAGUCUUAUCUUCUUCUUCUUCUUAUUCUUAUAGGUUAGGUAUCUUCAUUGAAUUUAUUGCAAAUAAGUUCUUGAAUUUUCUUAAAAUUUAUAUAUAUAUAUAUAUAUAUGUCGUUUAGAUAGUAUGAUAAAUUUACAUGUAUGAUAAUCCACGUCACGAAGGAUAUACGUGCAAGUAAACAUAUAAAUCAACUACAUAUGACCUACAUUAACGAAUUUACAGACAUAUUUUUUUUAACAAAACAUAAAUCAUGAGAAGUAAGAUGUUUAGAAAAAGAUUAAUGUAUGUAUGUUGUGUGUAUAUAUAUAUAACAUUUUAUAUCUAACAAAGUGUCUCUAACGACAUGGCAAAGUUAAUAAUAUAAUAUCUGCUGUACAGUUUUCACUUAAAACAAGCAUUGUUUUUGUAGAUACUCGAUAAAUUUUUAUCUUUUCCUUUUUCUCUUUUUUUCCAACGAAAAAAAGUAUAAUACAUUGGAAGAAGAAUUACGAAUAAAUAAGUUAAAUAUAUUCUUCUAUGAAUGAUAAUAAGAAAUUAUAGUUCAAACCAAAUUAUUGGCCAGCUUCGAACAAAACUUUUAAGUAAAUAUAUAUUAAAUGAUUAUUUAAGAACGAGCAUGAAAUGGACAUUUGUGAAGUAAUAUACAUAAUUAUCUAAAAAGUUUAUCAUAUUUAAAGAAGAAAAUCAUUAUCAUUUAUCGAUGGUUUAAUUAUAUAUAUAUAUAUAUUCGUAAUAUUCAUCAUCAUAAUAAUAAAAAUAAAAAUAAUAAUAAUAAUAAUAAUAAUAAUAAUAAUAAUAAUGAAUAUAAUAUGUAUUUAUGUACAAGUACAUUAAUGAAUAAUGCGAACAGUACAGAAUACUUAUUAUUGUAAAUAAUAUAUGUAUGUAUGUACCUAUGUCAUACCAAUAUAUAAGUGUCAUAUCAAUUAUGAAAGUUGCUCAAGUCAUAUAUAUAUAUAUAUAUUUCUUUUUUUUUUUCUUAUCCCAAUAAUUAUACGUGAUAAGGUAAAUAAAUGUAACAAAAAAAGUAAACGAUAGAUGUAAUUUGUUUGAUAGAUUUCUAGGCCACUUUCAUAAUUGCAGACACAUAUUUACGUAGUUUUACUUUCAUAAAAAACAAAACUCUUAGUCGCACUCGAAUUAAAUAUGUAUACUUUCGAGCUAACUAUUAUUCAAAAGAGUUUGACAGAGCUAGAUAAUGUUAUAUUUCGCCGGACGAAGGUCGCCUUGCAUCGCAAGUUCCUUUCACAUUCUCGCCUUUUAUCUUAAUUUUAUAGGGGCUAUGCUAAACUCUAUGUAAUUAUUGCUCGCAUCUAAUAUAAUCAUAUAAUUACAAUAUUAUAUAUAUAUAUAUAUAUAUUAUAGUAUAUAGGAAUAAUAAUAAUUGUAAUAUGUGUACUCUGUGCCUUAUCGUUUUUAUCUCUUAUGCGUAUAAACGUGCACAAAAUGCAUACAUAUAAUACAUAUAUACAUAUACGCAUACAUGCAUACAUAUGUAUGUCUCUAUAAACAGUAAUGAUCGAUCGAAUUAUGAACAUGUCCGGCCGGAUGUAGGUAUGGCUGUAUGAAAAAUUCAAACAUUAAGAUUAAUGGUUUCAUUGUAUACAGAUAUAUUAUCUAUUUUUUUUUCUAAUGUAAACGACCGAGUGAGUCACUAUUCUUAAGAGCGUACGAAGGAACUGAUUACUUUCGUUCCCUUUUACUUUUUUUUCUCUUCGAAUCGUUUAUUUUUAACACGUGUAUACAUGUGGUAAGGAUGUAGUAGUGUUUAAAUAUAUAUAUAUAUAUAUAAAUAUGAAUAUAUGGAUAUAUAUAUAUAUAUAUAUAUAUUGAAAAAAUUCCACGUGUUUCAUUUUACACAUCACACUUUUUCUAUUUACUUUCUGAUCAUAUGAGACUGCAAACGAAUACUGCAAUGAAUGAUUUAUUAGAAAUUGUAGUGUAAUUCAAUAAGACCUUUGACGACAACUCAUACUAUCUAUACUCAUUGAUAUUUUAUUACAAAAUUUUGUCAUUGUUCUUCUUUUCACAGUAUUUCUAUUAUAUAUAUUUUAUUUUUAUUUAUAUUACUCUAAUAAUAAUAAUUGGAUAUUAAAAAAUAAAAAGGAACGGCUAUAGUGAUUGACCAAAUUGUAUCGUUAUAUAUGUGUGUGUGUAUAUAUAUAUAUAUAUAUACACCUAUGUUUAUUUCUAAUAAUAAUAUUCUAAUAAUAAUUUCUAAUAAUAAUUAUUUCUAAUAAUAAUACCUAUAUCUAUUUCAUAGGAAAUAAGAUUAUGUAGAAUAUUUGUUAAUAGUAUUGUAUUCAUUUAUGAGGUUGUGUUCUUUUUUCUUUUUUAAUAAGUUACUACUUAAAAAUAUUUUCAAAGAGUUAGAAAAAAUACAAGGAAAGGAUUUUUUAAUUCCUAAACUGGUAUUCUCCUUAUAGCCAUCCUGUAUUAAUGAGAAAAAAGAAAUAUAUAUAAGAAAUGACACCCUACCGUUUUGCAUUUAAGUUAAAUAUUGUGAUUCAUAGAAAGUAAUAUUGUGCCCGAUCAUACCAAUCAACAUUUCAUGAACUAUUGAUUAUGAAAAUAGCUUGAAUUAUAUAUAUUUAUAAAAAUAUACGUUUUUUUUUUUUUUAUAUAACUAAAUCAUUGUAACGUAAACCAACGAAAGGAAAGAAUGUAAAUUGAAUUUUUUGAAAUUUUGGAUUUGGGCCAUUUUCAUAAUUAAUAUGAUACACGUACGUGUAAUAGUGUAUUUAUUAUUCAUCGAUAUAAGUUAUAUCUAUAUUCAUAUAUUGUAUUUUUUUUCCUCAUUUUCUGUAUAUAAUUAUAUAUAUAUCGUUGAUGUAAAACCUAUUGAGAGAGAGAGAGAGGGAGAGAGAGAGA
This is a messenger RNA of Vespula vulgaris, 8125 nucleotides long. Its product is annotated as beta-1,4-glucuronyltransferase 1. The coding region runs from base 1416 to 3122 and encodes 568 amino acids. The transcript has 7 exons. NCBI's taxonomy places the organism in Eukaryota, Metazoa, Arthropoda, Insecta, Hymenoptera, Vespidae. The record is from RefSeq and is a predicted model, not a curated record.